This is a messenger RNA of Nylanderia fulva, 1097 nucleotides long. Lineage: Eukaryota; Metazoa; Arthropoda; Insecta; Hymenoptera; Formicidae. The record is from RefSeq and is a predicted model, not a curated record.
AUGAAUUUAUGUUUAUUUAACAAAUUACUUCAAUUAACUGAACCUCAUUUAACAAAAAAUAGCUAUCGAGCAUUUCCUGCAGAACAGAGAUUGAUAAUAGUAUUAAGAUAUCUUGCCACUGGAGAUCUUCCUUUGUCUAUCGCUCUAUCAUUUCGAAUUGGUGAAUCAACAAUGCGUAUGUUAAUUAAAGAAGUAUGUCAGAUAUUAAUAAAUGUAUUACAACCACUGUAUCUAUCACAACCAAAUGAAGAAGAAUGGAAGUCGUAUGCUGAAGGAUUUUGGAAGAGGUGGAAUGUGCCAAAUUGCAUAGAGGCAGUAGACGGAAAACACAUUACCUUGCAAUGUCCCCCUAAUUCGGGAAGUCUUUUUUAUAAUUACAAAAAAUAUUAUAGUAUUGUUUUGAUGGCAGUGGCAAACCACGUAUAUAGAUUUACGUUAGUUGAUGUUGGUGCAUACGGUGGUAACAGCGAUGGCGGAAUUUUUAACGAUUCAUUAAUUGGGGAAAAUUUAAAAAAUGAAAACUUAAAUCUACCAAAGGAAACAUUCAAAUUACCUGGAAGUCAAAUCUGUACACCAACUUUUUUAUUGGCAGACGAUGCUUUUGCAUUAAAUACGAGAAUUAUGAAGCCAUAUACCGGAAGAAAUUUAAAUGAAGAACAAAAAAUAUGCAAUUAUAGAUUUUCUCGAGCUAGGCGAACAGUCGAAAGCGCCUUUGGAAUAUUUUCUAAUAGAUGGAGAAUAUUUCGACAAUCCAUUUGUAUGCUGCCAAAAACAGCCGAUUUGAUAACAACAGCAUCGCUCUGCUUACAUAAUUUUGUAAUGGUUGAAGAAGAACGCUGUAAACUAAAGUUAUACAGCACAACUGAAUUUCUUGAAAACGAUAGAAAUAAUCAGGAUAUGCAGUGGUUGUCUUUUUCGGAAAACCUAUGUUAUAAUGAACCCGUAUCUUCUGCUUCGAAACAAAGAGACACAUUGUGUAAAUAUUUCAUAUCACCUGAAGGAGAAGUACCGUGGCAAUACGAUUACGUGCGAAGAGGUACAUAUGGUGAAAAUAUUUAAUAAUAUAAAAAUAAUGGUUUCUAUACACAUACAUUUAA